Prosopis cineraria is the source of this 1045-nucleotide messenger RNA. Its product is annotated as transcription factor ILR3-like. Lineage: Eukaryota; Viridiplantae; Streptophyta; Magnoliopsida; Fabales; Fabaceae. Gene Ontology annotation, molecular function: DNA-binding transcription factor activity; protein dimerization activity. The record is from RefSeq and is a predicted model, not a curated record. The transcript has 5 exons. Gene Ontology annotation, biological process: intracellular iron ion homeostasis; regulation of DNA-templated transcription. The coding region runs from base 146 to 844 and encodes 232 amino acids.
UUAGGGGCCAGAGCCAAUAAACUAGACCCAAAGGAAGAAAUGAGCAUGUAAGUGAUGUUGCUAGUCCAAGUAUUAUAUUCUUACGCUAUUUAUUCAGUGCGCUUUAAUCCUCUCACACACUGUUUCUUCUGCUUUCACUCGCGAGAUGGACAUCGACUCCUCACACACCCCCAAUUGGCUCUAUGAUUAUGGCUUUGACGUCCCUGUCGCCGGAGCUGAUUUGCCGGUCGUCUCUUCUGGCGGUUUCAACUGGGUGUCUCCUACUUUUCACGGUUCUUCCGAUACGAGCUUGGACCUGGAUUACUCACUGGAGAAUUCGACUUUCCUGGAAAGUGGCCCUUCAAAGCGGUUGAAGUCUGAAUCAUGUGCAUCUGGCUCCAAGGCAUGCCGUGAGAAACUUAGGAGGGAUAGACUGAAUGAGAGGUUCCUGGAAUUGAGUUCUAUCUUGGAGCCUGGUAAGCUGCCCAAGAUGGAUAAGACUGCUAUAUUAAGUGAUGCAGUUCGAAUGUUAACAGAAUUACGAACUGAAGCCCAGAAGCUGAAGGAAACAAACGAUGAAUUGCUUGAAAAAAUCAAGGAACUGAAGGCAGAGAAGAACGAGCUUCGUGAUGAAAAGAACAGGCUGAAGAUGGAUAAAGAAAAGCUGGAGCAACGGGUCAAAGGGAUGAAUGCACAGCCAACCUAUCUUUCUCAUCCUUCUGCUGCAUUUAGUGCUCAAGGACAAACUGCCAGCCACAAGCUGAUACCAUUUGUUGGUUAUCCUGGAAUCGGCAUGUGGCAGUUUUUGCCACCUGCUGCGGUUGAUACAUCUCGGGAUCAUCUGCUUCGCCCUCCUGUCGCUUAAAGUGGUUUGUUAGUUUCCAUCACAUUUGUGUCUGUGCACUUCACUAUAUCAUGUCUGUGUCCAAGUUGUCAACUAUGUCCAAGUGCGUUUCCUAAAGUUAGACGAUGAUAUUGGUGGAAAGUCUACUGUGGAAACUGAUUACAUCCACGCUUGUCCGAUCUAAACUAUAUAAUAAGGGAGUGUUUUAUGUCUUGGCUGUCA